CUGGGGGAGGAGGCGGGUCUCUCGCCCCGCCCCCAGCGCUCUUACCAGUCCCGCCCCUUGUCGGACUCGGAUGGACCCCCGGAGUCUUAAAGUUCUCCCCCUAGAGGAGCCGGAAGUGCCUUCAGGACACUCGCCGGGCCCGCCCCUCCGCUUCCUGCAGCUGCUUUGGGGAGUCCCUACUGCAAUCGUCUGCGCCGGGUCGGUAGGAUGGCGCCCGGUCGUUGCGGCCUUAGCACCGAGAGCAGACAGCUGCCAAACGUCCCUACCGCUCCCCGUAGUUGUUCCCCAGUGGUGGGGGAUGGGGGUGGACGGUCUUUCUGUUCUGUCCGCGUUCCCCGCUCCUCCUCAUCACAGAGACGUGGCCCUCCAAGGUCCUAGCCCUCCUGCCCAGCUACCGAGUGUCGGCUAGAGCGUCUCCGCAUUGCUUCCUGUUGUCCUGGGGCCCGGGAGAGGAAAAAGGGGGCGUAUCCUAACCGCUGAGGGAACUCUGGAGCUUGGGAGUUGUGCCGCCGCCGGAAGUGUCGGGAGGGAGGCCGGAAGCCGGGGGGCGGGGUCAGGAAGUGAGGAGGGGCGGGGGGGGGUAAUGAGGAGGCCGGGGAGCGUUGGGGCAGAUUUGCACUCAGGGCCACCUGAGGGACUUGUCCGUGGCGGUCAGCUCUGUCCCCUCCCCUCGCAGAGAAACGGUUGUCGUCUGGGAGUGGGGAACUCUGUGUGGAGGGGUGGGGUGUGGGGAGGACAUUGGUCUGGCCGCGCUUGAGGCAAGGUGUGGAGAGGCAAAGGCAGGGCGGGGGGUGGGGCCGGGUCGCCUGGGCGUCUGAGAGGGAAGACCCCCCGCCCCCCUUGUGUACACCCCCCCAACGCCCGUCUACACUGGCUGACUGGACACUAAGAUGGCUGCCGUUGCCAUGACACCCAACCCUGUGCAGACCCUUCAAGAGGAGGCGGUGUGCGCCAUCUGCCUCGAUUACUUCACGGACCCCGUGUCCAUCGGCUGCGGGCACAACUUCUGCCGCGUGUGUGUGACCCAGCUGUGGGGCGGGGAGGACGAGGAGGACCGAGAUGAGCUGGAGCGGGAGGAGGAGGAGGAGGACGGAGAGGAGGAGGACGUGGAGGCUGUGGGGGCCGGCGGGGGAUGGGACACCCCCAUGCGGGACGAAGACUAUGAGGGUGACAUGGAGGAGGAGGUCGAGGAGGAAGAGGAGGGUGUGUUCUGGAACAGUGGCAUGGGAGGGUCCAGCUGGGACAACAUGGACUACGUGUGGGAGGAGGACGAGGAGGAGGAAGACCUGAACUACUAUUUGGGGGACGUGGAGGACCUGAGGGGGGAAGAUGAGGAGGACGAGGAGGAAGUGCUGGAGGAGGACGAGGAAGAGGAGCUAGACCCCGUCACCCCGAUGCCCCCGCCCCCAGCCCCUCGGAGGUGCUUCACCUGUCCCCAGUGCCGAAAGAGUUUUCCUCGGCGGAGCUUCCGCCCCAACCUGCAGCUGGCCAACAUGGUCCAGGUCAUUCGCCAGAUGCACCCAACCCCGGGUCGAGGGAGCCGUGUGAACGAGCAGGGCAUCUGUCCCAAACACCAGGAAGCCCUGAAGCUCUUCUGCGAGGUGGACGAAGAGGCCAUCUGCGUGGUGUGCCGAGAAUCCAGGAGCCACAAACAGCACAGCGUGGUGCCACUGGAGGAGGUGGUGCAGGAGUACAAGGCCAAACUGCAGGGGCAUGUGGAACCACUUAGGAAGCAUCUGGAGGCUGUGCAAAAAAUGAAGGCCAAGGAGGAGAGGCGUGUAACAGAGCUGAAGAGCCAGAUGAAGUCAGAGCUGGCAGCCGUGGCCUCAGAGUUUGGGAGGCUGACACGGUUUCUGGCUGAAGAACAGGCUGGGCUGGAGCGGCGCCUCAGAGAGAUGCACGAAGCUCAGUUGGGACGUGCAGGAGCUGCAGCCAGUCGCCUUGCAGAGCAGGCUGCCCAGUUAAGCCGCCUGCUGGCUGAGGCCCAGGAGCGGAGCCAGCAGGGGGGCCUGCGGCUGUUACAGGACAUCAAGGAGACUUUCAAUAGGUGUGAAGAGAUACAACUGCAGCCUCCAGAGAUCUGGUCCCCUGACCCGUGCCAACCCCAUAGCCAUGACUUCCUGACAGACGCCAUCGUGAGGAAAAUGAGCCGGAUGUUCUGUCAGGCUGCAAGAGUGGACCUGACGCUGGACCCGGAUACAGCUCAUCCAGCCCUGAUGUUGUCCCCUGACCGCAGGGGAGUCCGCCUGGCCGAACGGCGGCAGGAGGUCGCUGACCAUUCCAAGCGCUUCUCAACUGACUGUUGUGUACUGGGGGCCCAGGGCUUCCGCUCUGGUCGGCACUACUGGGAGGUAGAAGUGGGCGGGCGGCGGGGUUGGGCGGUUGGUGCUGCCCGUGAAUCAACCCAUCAUAAAGAAAAAGUGGGCUCUGGGGGAUCCUCUGUGGGCAGCGGGGAUGCCAGCUCCUCACGCCAUCACCAUCGCCGCCGCCGGCUCCACCUACCCCAGCAGCUUCUGCUUCAGCGGGAAGUGUGGUGUGUGGGCACCCACGGCAAACGCUACCAGGCACAGAGCUCGACAGAGCAGACACUGCUGAGCCCAUGCGAGAAACCACGGCGCUUUGGCGUGUACUUGGACUAUGAGGCUGGGCGCCUGGGUUUCUACAAUGCGGAGACUCUAGCCCAUGUGCACACUUUUUCGGCUGCUUUCCUGGGCGAGCGUGUCUUCCCUUUCUUCCGGGUGCUCUCCAAGGGCACCCGCAUCAAGCUCUGUCCUUGAUUAGCCUGCCACCCGUAGGGGCCCCUCUGGUCAGCACUGGGGAGGCGGGUGGUGGUGGAUGGCGGCCCAUAAAUUUGGGAGCUCAGAGGCUCCCCCUACUGUUUGUUACUGUGUUGCUUCCUGCUCUACCUUGACCCUAGGCCCCUGCUUCUCCCUAUAGGAGCCUAAAGAACCCUCCUGGCCUCCAGCUCGGCCUUCUCAUCUACUGUAUCUGUUCAACAGGUCUGCAUGGGACCCUGAUAAUGAGAACAGCUGCCUGAUAUUCCCUCCCUGUUUGCCUAGCCCAUACAGGCCCGGCCCAGCCCAGCCCAGCCCAGGGGUCAGAGUUGAGUAGGGGAUGAGGAAAGAUUGUAAUUUUCAUUCCUCAACUUCCUUUUCCCCACCCCUCCUCGUCAACCUUUGUCAUUUCUGAGGCUGGAAGGUUUGGGCAGGACUUUAAAAAAAAAAAAAUAUACCCAUUCCAUUUUCUGGUGCAAAUUUUAGCUAAGGGAUUUGGAAGCUGUUGUGGGAAGGCAGGCUGGGCAAAAGGGUAGAGCUGGGUAAAGAAAUGUCUACUCUCGGGGAAGGAGGAAUUCUAAACUGUUCUUCCAUCCCCAAUUUCUACCUCCAUAGACUGGCCAGAAUUUAGCUUCAGUGAGAGAUCUGGAAUGGUCGACAUGAUUGAAACUACAUACCAUUACAUCACCCAAUAAAUUAUUUUUCCUCCCUUUUUUCUGGCACUCAAAGCAGCCAAGCUUGCCCCACCUUCCUUCCAGGUCUUUUCACUGCCAGGCUUCUUCCCUCCCUUUGUUCAACAGUUGCUUUUGUCCACUUUGGGCCUUUCCCCAUGCCUUUUAGUUCCCUCAAUUUGGCAAGCCCUGACAGGGAGCCUGGGAACAGGGGUUUGGUUCCUGGGAAGAGAGCAUUGGGUAUAAUCUAUUUUUCUAGUAACCCCUUGCCUUCUAUCAUUUAUCAGCUCUCAUCCUCUGCUUUGGUGGCUGAGGUCAAUUCAUGUUCUUGGGGAAAAGGGGAAAGCAGUUGUGUUGCAGAAAUAAAAUGUUUAUUUGCUUCU
Castor canadensis (American beaver) is the source of this 3828-nucleotide messenger RNA. RefSeq names its product tripartite motif containing 41 (gene Trim41). The record is from RefSeq and is a predicted model, not a curated record. NCBI's taxonomy places the organism in Eukaryota, Metazoa, Chordata, Mammalia, Rodentia, Castoridae. Gene Ontology annotation, molecular function: zinc ion binding; protein binding.